GUGUCAAAACAUAAAUUGUGUGGUGUACAAAUCCAAACGCAGAUAUAAUUCAAUUUUGAUAAAAGAUAGACGUAUUAAACGAUUCGUUUUUUUUCAUAAUUAAAAAAAGUUGCUAAGAAAAGAUAAAGAGGUAAAAAUGGCCGAUGAAGAAGCACAACUAAAAGCCGGGCAUCCAGCAGCUGUCAAAGCUGGUGGCAUGCGAAUAGUUCAACAUAAAACACCGAACACGGAACGUCCAGCAAAGGAUUUGGAAGAUUGUACUGGACUAACUGUACCACCAAACAUAACGCCAAGUACGACAACUGUUAGUGGAGUGACUGUUAAGGGUGUUCACGACUAUCCAACCGAAGCUGUGCAAGCGGCACACGCUCCGAAAGUUCCACAGAAUGUACAACAGAAGCCAAUGCAUCAUAUUAACCAACCGCGAAAGUAGAUUGUAAGAAGUGUUCGGCAUUUUGAUUUUUCUUUUUUUUUCCUGAAACUGCUCUAUAAGAUGUUCUUGAAUUCAAUUUCCUUAUUUGUAUCCCAGAGAUUUUGAUUAUUAUUUUUUUGAUUUUCUUUCUACAUUCAACUAUGAUAUGAAAAACCAAUGAAGAUAUUGUGCAUUGUUAAUGUACAAAUAGCUGAGCUAAACAACGCGCUGGUCAAUUAAUCAUACAAUGAUUCGCUAAGUUUU
Bradysia coprophila is the source of this 676-nucleotide messenger RNA. RefSeq names its product death-associated protein 1 homolog. NCBI's taxonomy places the organism in Eukaryota, Metazoa, Arthropoda, Insecta, Diptera, Sciaridae. The record is from RefSeq and is a predicted model, not a curated record. Gene Ontology annotation, molecular function: death domain binding. Gene Ontology annotation, biological process: apoptotic signaling pathway; cellular response to amino acid starvation; negative regulation of autophagy.